Durusdinium trenchii is the source of this 1806-nucleotide messenger RNA. Lineage: Eukaryota; Dinophyceae; Suessiales; Symbiodiniaceae. The record is from the annotation of a GenBank genome assembly.
UUCUGCAUUCUGUUCUUCAUCCGACGAGUCGCUUCGCAACACCCACGCUCAGGCUCAAACGCACGCUCGAACGAGUUGGAGGAACGGGAAACUCCCCCGGAAACUGUCAUUGACGAUCCUUUCAUCGAUGUGCUGGACAAGGUCGUGACGCUUCCACUGGCCAGAUAUGGCUCUGGCAGAUGCUCAUACCAUGGUGAUGCUGACUCCGCCCACGACUCCGCCUCAGCCACUGCGCUUGGCCUCCGCUCCAGCGGUGUCCCCCACGCCGCGGCUUUCUUUGACGCAGGCUGCGUUGCUGGAGCCCACCACACUGCAGGCUUGGAGCCCGUCAGCUCGGAGGACGUGCCCUUUAUGCCAAAACGAUCCAGCGAAGGUGCCCGACCGCGUGGUGCAAAGCCCUGCCGUGGCGACGUCCCGCGCGACCACGCCGCCGGCGUCUGCGCUACUGCCGAUGAGGCCUGCGAGUGCAGACGCGCGACCCUUCAAUAGCUUUAGCCUUGGACUGCCCACGCGUCGAGGAGGCAGUGGCACUUCCUCGGGUUCUCGUGCUGGCCCACGCUUUGUUACCAGCCCGCGGACCACUGCCACCACGCCCAGAACAGAGACCAGGCCUCAGGAAUGGAACAAGGAGCAGUCGACCCUCCGCGAUGCUUGGGUCGACCUUUCUACAUCCAAUGAGGACUCAGAGAGGACGCCGGACGCGCAGCGGCUACGCCGAGUUUGUAAGGUCUUGGUGCCGGUGGUGAAUCAGAUCGAAGAUCCCCUGAUGAGACAAGUCAUGGUAGCCCUCUCCGAGGAGCUCUUUGUUGCAGUCUUCAAGGACUACGUGAGGCUUUAUGAGCCGCAGAAGGACGGACUUCAAGGGAAAGCUUUGCCGCGCAUCGCGGAGGAGCAGCUCUCCAACCUGGUCCCCUUCUUCUCGGUUGUGCAGAACCUCCGAGAGACGGCCAAGGACGCCAUUCUUCGGAAGCUGGAGCUCGAAGCGCAGGUCUCGGGCACUGCUGCCGAGCGGAGCGAUGCCGAGGAGCGCCGCGCCAUCGAUGAAGUGAAGCUUCGGGAGGAGCUGCGGCAUGCCCACCUUUUGGCUGAGACCUACCAGGUGAGGACGGUGGAGCUGGAAAAGCUGCGGAUGGACUUGGAAAACAAGGUGCGCCAGCUGCAACUGGAGCGGAGCCGGGACGAGUUACAACGGCGGAAGCUCAGCAACGAGGUGAAGCGCCUCAGGGCAGAGGCAGAAGCAGCCAAGGUGGCCAGGGCUGCCUGGGAGGCUGAACGCCGUCAGUCGGCAGCCCUUGGCCGCAGCACCACCUCCACCCGAGCGAGCGACUCCAACGAGGCCGGCCGCCGACGCACCACGGGCAGCUCCUUCGGGCGAGCGCUGCGACCGGAUCCCUUCGGAGGCUCCAGGUCCUCCGGUGUUUCCAGGAACGGCGGAGGAGCGUUUUCGGAGCGAGAGCGGCGAUCCGGGAUGCUGGAACACCACGCAAGUCCCCGAGAGGAGGCAGAGUCCGCAGCGGACAGGUCGCCUCCUACCCGACGAGAGCCGCGCAGCACCGGCGGAGUUCCACCGUAAAAAAGAAAAUGGAGCUGCCAGCAUCGAUCAGCCGAUAUCAGCCGCCUGCCGCCUGCCAUGCCACACGCAACAAACAGCACUUUCUGGUGAGAUGAUGUGAGAUUGGAUGCCCACCCAUCUUCUGAGCCACGGACAUGGCUUCGAACCGGAGUUGAAACAGGAUGUUGAGAGAGAGAGAGCCGCCAGGUGGUUUGGAUUUGGUUUGAGAUUUUGAGGAAGUAUACACUUGCUUG